AGCAGCAGUAAGAGAGAUGAAACAGUGAAUGCUCAAGCUGACUAGGAAGCCAAGCCAUGGCGUGGGUGGACAAGUGGACCGGCUUGGGGUCGGCGCUGGCGAGCUUCCUCUUCCUCUGGUCCGUGGUGCAAAGCCACCUCCCCGCCGCCUUCCACCACCGCCUCUCCACCUGGGGCACCAACCUCGCCUCCUGCUUUAGCCCCUACCUCCACAUCACCAUCUCCGAGUACGGCGCCGAGCGCUUCAGCCGCACCGACUUGUUCCUCGCCGUCGAGGCCUACCUCUCCGACGCCUGCGCCCGCCGCGCCCGCAGGCUCCGGGCCGAGCUCGGCAAGGACAGCAGCAACCUCCAGGUCUCCGUCGACGACAACGACGAGGUCACCGACACCUUCAGCGGAGCCAAGCUCUGGUGGUACGCCGCCAAGAACCUCCCCAAGUCCCAGGUCAUCAGCUUCUACCCCGGCGAGGAAGAGCGCCGCUUCUACCAGCUCGUCUUCCACAGGCGCCACCGCGACCUCGUCGUCGCCUCCUACCUGCCCUACGUCCUCGCCGAGGGCCGCGCCGUCACCGUCCGAAACCGCGAGCGCCGCCUCUUCACCAACAACCCCAGCAGCAGCUGGAACCCCUACCGCACCAGGAACGGCGUCUGGAGCCACGUCCCGUUCGAGCACCCGGCCACGUUCGCCACGCUCGCCAUGGACCCAGCCGACAAGGAGGCCAUCGUCGACGACCUCGAGGCGUUCCGCGAGGCCAAGGACUACUACGCCAAGGUCGGCAAGCCAUGGAAGCGCGGCUACCUGCUGUAUGGCCCCCCGGGCACCGGCAAGUCCACCAUGAUCGCCGCCAUGGCCAACUACCUCGACUACGACGUCUACGACCUGGAGCUCACGGCGGUGAAGAACAACACCGAGUUGCGCAAGCUCUUCAUCGAGACCACCGGCAAGUCCAUCAUCGUCAUCGAGGACAUCGACUGCUCCGUCGACCUCACCGGCAAGCGCAAGGACAAGAAGAAGAAGCCCGACGACGGUGACGGCAGCGACGACAAACCCAAGCUGCCGGUGGAUCCCGACAAGGACGACAGCACCAAGGUCACGCUCUCCGGGCUGCUCAACUUCAUCGACGGCCUCUGGUCGGCGUGCGGAGGCGAGCGCAUCAUCAUCUUCACCACCAACCACAAGGAGAAGCUGGACCAGGCGCUGAUCCGGCGAGGCCGGAUGGACAAGCACAUCGAGAUGUCCUACUGCAGCUUCGAGGCCUUCAAGGUGCUCGCCAAAAACUACCUGGAUAUCACCGAGCACGACCUCUUCGGCGAGGUUCGGCGGCUGCUGGAGGAGACGCAGAUGUCGCCGGCGGACGUGGCCGAGAACCUGAUGCCCAUGUCCAAGAAGAAGAAGAGGGACACCGACGCAUGCCUGGCGGCUCUAGUGGAAGCUCUGAACAAGGCCAAGGAGGAGGCGGCCGCCGCAAAGGCGAAAGAGGAAGCGGAGGCCAAGGAGAAGGCGGAGGCGGAGGCAAAGGAAGCCAAGGAGAAGGCGGCGAAGGAAGCCAAAGGAGAAGAAGACAAAGGGAAGGGCAAAACGUCAUUGUCCACUGAAGCCGAGAUGAGCAAUGGUGACACAAAAGGAUCGGAUGCGACAAAUGACAACUAAUGAAGGUAGUGAGCUUGUUUAUUAGUGAUGGAGAAGUCUUAAUUCAAUAACGCAGUGACCUUUCGUACCCAACAUGGGAUCUUCCUUGUGUUUUGGUUUGAGGUCACGUGCUUUGUAAACUUAUCUUACUUUUUCUUAAUGAAAUAAUCUCUCCAUUCCAAAUUAUAAA
Setaria italica (foxtail millet) is the source of this 1818-nucleotide messenger RNA. RefSeq names its product AAA-ATPase At3g28580. The record is from RefSeq and is a predicted model, not a curated record. The transcript has a single exon. The coding region runs from base 57 to 1649 and encodes 530 amino acids. Gene Ontology annotation, molecular function: ATP hydrolysis activity; ATP binding. Lineage: Eukaryota; Viridiplantae; Streptophyta; Magnoliopsida; Poales; Poaceae.